Messenger RNA from Paramecium primaurelia, 3078 nucleotides. NCBI's taxonomy places the organism in Eukaryota, Ciliophora, Oligohymenophorea, Peniculida, Parameciidae. The record is from the annotation of a GenBank genome assembly.
AUGAAUUCAUAACUACAUUUCAAUGUGGUCAGAGUGGAUAAAGAAAGUUAGAAUUCUAAAUUUAUUCAGUAUAAGCUUUAAAAGAGUAGAUGAAGUUCCAAGAAAUUUUAGAUUUUUGUGAGAUGACUUAAAAGAUGUUUGAAGAAUAAUUUAGUAAGCAACCAAAAAAUUUGUAGAUUAAACAAUAUCUAAUUAUGGGAUUAAAAAGGGAACUGUUAAUUAUUACUUUAUAAAAAAUGAAUUAGACAAAGAAUUAAAAUAUUUAAUUGAACAAUAAUGUAGUUUCUAACUAUUUCUAUAAAUUAGCUUUUGCAUUAGAAAAACUAGAUAAAUUUGAUUAGGCAAUUGACUUAUGGGAUAGAGCAAUUAAAAUUGAUAAGAAGAAUUAAUACAAUUAUGAAUAAAAAUGUAUAAUAAAUUACAGUUAUUCAUUUAGCAAUUAUCCUAGAAAGAUUGGGAAGAUAUGAUUAAUUAAUAGAAUGCUGGAAUUAAGCAGUUUAAUUCAAUAAGAAUAACAUUCACUUUUAUCAUUAAAAGGGUAUAUCAUUAUGUAUAUUAAUUUCAGCAUAAGCAUUAAAAAAAAUGAAUAGACAUUAAGAAGUUAUAGAAUGUUGGCAUCAAGGAAUUAUAAAUAAUAUAAGUAAUCUCCAAUUUUAUUCAUAAAAAUGUUCAUACCUUCAUUAUUUUAAUAGCUAUUGAUCUAAUAAAAUAAAAUAGAAUCGAAGAAGCACUUUGUUGUUGGGACUUUGGAAUACAAAACAACAAAACAGACGCUUAAUACUAUAUACAAAAAAGUGAGAAUAAUAAUUUUAUCAUUUUCAGUUUUAGUUUUAGAGAGUUAAGGGAAACUUUAGGAAGUUAUAGAAUGUUGGGACAUUGGAAUCAAAUUCAAUAUCCAUAAUGAAUUAUUCUAUUGUUAAAAAGGUAAAUUAUGAUAACAAUUUUAGUUAUGGCCUUAGAGAAAUAAGGUAAAAUCAAUGAAAUCAUAGAUUGUUGGAAUUUAGGAAUCUAAAAUAAUAAAACCCUUAGUUACUACUAUGAAUAAUUAUGUAUUAGAUUAAUUUCGAUUAUUUAGCUUCUUUCUUAGAAAAAAUUGGAAAAUUGGAUGAGAUGAUGAAUUGUUGGAAUUUAGCUAUCAUAAAUAAUAAAAAUAAUUUAUACUUUUAUUAAUAAAGUGGUAUUAUUAUCAUUUAUUGAAUAGCACAGUUACUACUAAAGCUAGGUCGAAUAUAAGAAGCAAUUGAUUUAUGGGAUUAAGGGAUAAAAAGUAAUAGAAAUUCAGUAGAAUUUUAUUAAGAGAAAGGUAAAGGAGAAAUGUAUGUUUAGUGAUUCUUUUAGAAAAAUAAGGUCAAUAUUUGUAAAUUAUAGAUUGUUGGAAUUAAGGAAUUGAAAACAAUAAGAAAAAUUAAUAUUUUUAUUAACAAAAAAGUAUGAUUACUUGAAAAUCAAUAUUUAAGCAAAUGCAUUAGAGAAGAUAGUAGACUUUGAGUCUGCUUUAAGAUGUUGGGAUGAAGGAAUUUAAAAUAAUAAAUAGAAAAAGUUUUAUUAUAAAUAAAAAGGUAAAAAAAAAAGAAUAUAUUUUAAGCAAAUACUUUACAUAAAUUGGGAAGAAUUGAUGAAUUAUUAUAAUUAUGGGACUUAGGGAUUAAAAAUAAUAUUUAUGAUGAUUAUUUUUAUAGGAAAAAAGGUAGGUUUAUUUGAUGAUAUUAUAAAGCAAAUGUGUUAGAUUAAUUAGGAAGAUCAGAUGAAGUGCUAGAAUGUUGGAAUAUUGGAAUAGAUAAUAACAAAAAUCAAGUUAUAUAUUAUGAAUAAUUAUGUAUGAAUUAUGUGUAAUAUAAAGGUAAAUACAUAUUAGAAAGUAAAAGGGAGAUGAAAGAUUAAGAAUUAAUGUAAAUAUUGAAUUUAGGAAUUAAAAAUAAUAUGAGUCAUAUAAUCUUUUAUCAAUUAAAAGGUAUAAAUAAUAAUAUUGUUAAGUAAACUUAUUAUAAAAUUAAAAUAAAUAAGAAUAAGUUAUUGAGUGUUGGUAAUAAGGUGUUAAUAGUAGUCAUAGUGUAUUUAAGGCAGAAUUUUAGUUUAAAUUAAGUUGAUAUAAUAUGUAAUAUUAAGGUAAAACNUCUAUUGUUAAAAAGGUAAAUUAUGAUAACAAUUUUAGUUAUGGCCUUAGAGAAAUAAGGUAAAAUCAAUGAAAUCAUAGAUUGUUGGAAUUUAGGAAUCUAAAAUAAUAAAACCCUUAGUUACUACUAUGAAUAAUUAUGUAUUAGAUUAAUUUCGAUUAUUUAGCUUCUUUCUUAGAAAAAAUUGGAAAAUUGGAUGAGAUGAUGAAUUGUUGGAAUUUAGCUAUCAUAAAUAAUAAAAAUAAUUUAUACUUUUAUUAAUAAAGUGGUAUUAUUAUCAUUUAUUGAAUAGCACAGUUACUACUAAAGCUAGGUCGAAUAUAAGAAGCAAUUGAUUUAUGGGAUUAAGGGAUAAAAAGUAAUAGAAAUUCAGUAGAAUUUUAUUAAGAGAAAGGUAAAGGAGAAAUGUAUGUUUAGUGAUUCUUUUAGAAAAAUAAGGUCAAUAUUUGUAAAUUAUAGAUUGUUGGAAUUAAGGAAUUGAAAACAAUAAGAAAAAUUAAUAUUUUUAUUAACAAAAAAGUAUGAUUACUUGAAAAUCAAUAUUUAAGCAAAUGCAUUAGAGAAGAUAGUAGACUUUGAGUCUGCUUUAAGAUGUUGGGAUGAAGGAAUUUAAAAUAAUAAAUAGAAAAAGUUUUAUUAUAAAUAAAAAGGUAAAAAAAAAAGAAUAUAUUUUAAGCAAAUACUUUACAUAAAUUGGGAAGAAUUGAUGAAUUAUUAUAAUUAUGGGACUUAGGGAUUAAAAAUAAUAUUUAUGAUGAUUAUUUUUAUAGGAAAAAAGGUAGGUUUAUUUGAUGAUAUUAUAAAGCAAAUGUGUUAGAUUAAUUAGGAAGAUCAGAUGAAGUGCUAGAAUGUUGGAAUAUUGGAAUAGAUAAUAACAAAAAUCAAGUUAUAUAUUAUGAAUAAUUAUGUAUGAAUUAUGUGUAAUAUAAAGGUAAAUACAUAUUAGAAAGUAAAAGGGAGAUGA